Trichobilharzia regenti is the source of this 3607-nucleotide messenger RNA. NCBI's taxonomy places the organism in Eukaryota, Metazoa, Platyhelminthes, Trematoda, Strigeidida, Schistosomatidae. The record is from the annotation of a GenBank genome assembly.
CUCUUAGGUUCCUAGGGGAACAUAGCACAUUUCCAUACCACCCUGUUUUCUGUAGUCCUCUGGGUCGCUCCUCGACUUUUCAUAAUCUCUCAUCUCUUUACACAAUCUCCUUCAUGUCAUCCUCUGACCCAUUUCCAACUUGUUUCUCAUUCGAUCUCCACUCAAGAGCCUGGGGCCACGGUGUCACUCGACGGUCUCCUCAGUGUGUGUCUAGUCCAUCUCCAUUUUCUUCAACAUAUUUGUUGGGCAAUAGGUCUUUGAUUGGUUUGUUGCUAGAGUUCUUUCUCAGUAAGUCAGAGUUGUUAAAACUACUCAGUUACCCGGAAUAUACGUUGUCAGUGCUUUCAUGUGCUUUAGAGACUUGGCGUGUCACCGAAAGCAUCUCAUCAGGUUACUCUUAAAUCCGCGUAUUAUGUCUCGAAUUUUACUUCAUGUUUUGUUUGUUUUUCAUUUUCAUAUAAAUUUAAUUGACAAGUAGAUGUGUGUGUGUUUGAUCAGAUGGUUCGUAAUGUGUAUUGCUCAAGUAUACAUCAUUUUCAGAUGAACUCUGCCUUUUAUUAAUAACGUCAACCAAAUAUAACAAUAUUCUCACUGAUCGUCACAAGUAGUUCACUUCCUGCCUGCCACUUGCGGAAUAUGUAGCUCGCUUGUUAGUGUAGACACUUGGUAUCCGACCAUUUGGCCUUGAGUUUUAACGAUUGCAUCCUACCCUAACACUAUUAAUGGAUGGAAGUAUAAUUUUCCUUCAUACUAUGAAUGUAACACUCCCUACUUUAAGAGUCCGCAUAUGGUUGCUGAAUUGUACAUGACAUCGUCUGUAUCUGGAUACCUUCAACACGUAUGCUUUGUAUUGUGUCUCGUGAAUCUUUGGUUUUAAUCCCUUUAGGAAGGACGCUGAAAAAAAACGGAUUCUUCUACACAGCAGAAAUCUUGAUGUACUUGUUGUGCAAUGCACUCCUGUCAAAUGUAACAUGCCACAAGUGUUGUCUGCACUAUUUCCUAGUUUAAAGGUAGGGAGUGAACCGGUUGAGUGUCUUAACUGUUACGAAGGUGACUGAGUCUUAGAACGAUGAGUGGUGCUUGAAUCUUGAAAAGAAGAAUGAACCGAGAAUUUAGGCUUUAUUCAUUUUACAAUGAAGCCGGAAUGGCUUAAACGUAUAAAGGGAAAAAAGAGUGUUAAUAGCGGUAGAGAUAUGAAUAUGAUUAGAUACGUAUUAUAAGAAAAGUUCACAACAUUAACCAUUUCACUUAUUCGAUGGCUUACGUCAUCUUUCGCAAAAACAUGAUGUCUGACUGUCGAACAAAGGACUUGUGUACUGCUCAGCAGUUCACUCUGUCGUUCUUUGUAUCUGUGAAACGUAAACGUUAGAAGAGGUCAUCUAUCUUUUUGACCAACUAGAGACGUUUGCACUCUGUCAAGUGGUAUAAUAUAGUGGGCAAUAUAAAAGGGUUAGGCAUAGAAUGUUAGGUAGGGAGGGAAAGUCAGUCGGUCAGGUUGUGUUACUCAUGCGAAGCUAUCGGCUUCCUCAACGAAUAACAUAAAAGAGUUAGCGAUGGUCGAAUCAAAACGUGAAUGUGCGCUGUUGUUUUGAGCGAGCGUUGAAGCGGACUGUAAGCUGUCUGACGAGGUGGGCUCGUUGAAACAGUGAGAACUAAAUGAUUUGAGACUUGCUGAAAUGACUCUGAAUCACUGUCAUCGGCAUAGAUGGAUUUGCUCUUGUAGCCUCCCAAAUUCAUUGAGCCUUCAUUUUUCUCCAUGAACUUAUUCUUCCUCCCGUAAAUUUCUGUUCAUCAUAGUUCUUUUGAACUUCCGUCAUCUACCUUUUUAUGCUACGUAGAGCAUAGCAAUUUGAAACUGCUUCACUUCUGUGUAUAAUAGUCCCACACUGAUUACUCAGUCUCAAUGGUCUAGUGCUGUUCGGUUAUUCUACUGUGUUAGGUGUAAGGGCUUGUGUAAAGUGUUUGUGUAUAUAGUCUCUCUUUCUUUCUCUCUCACUUUACAGGAAUACUGCUACAUUCACUGUUAUGUUCAUGGAAUUAUUGCCGGGUGGUGAAUUGUUUGAUCGUAUUCCUAUUGGUGUCGGACUACAUGUUCAACAGAUGUUUAUAUAUUAUUCACAGAUUUUAGAUGCAUUAAACUAUUUGCAUAAUGAUCAACAAAUUGCACAUUUAGAUGUUAAACCAGAGAAUAUUAUGCUGACUAAAAAGGAUAGAGCCAAGUUAAUUGAUUUCGGUUGGGCUGUAGAUUUACGCAAACGAAAACUUAUUCAAGGUCCAGUCGGUACAACGAGUUAUGCGGCUCCUGAAGUUCUCGGAAAAAACCCAUAUUUUGGACCACCUGCUGAUCUCUUCUCACUUGGUGUUACACUUCUCACGGCUGUCACUGGUCAGCGUUGUUGGUCUCGUGCUAGUUAUACAACAGAUCCUGUAUACCGACAAUGGACAGAACACAAAGAUCUACACACUGGUCCAGUAUUUUCCCGACUUCCUCCUGAUUUGGCUAACUUCUUAACACGUGCUUUAGCUCAUCGUCCUUCUGAUCGUCUUACUGUCGAAGGUAUCCUUAAUCAUCCUUGGUAUCGUCUUGGUACGUCUCGACGUUUAACUCCUGUAGCGUCACCUCGAAAUCGACAAAAUUCAGGUGUAUCUGUUAGUACUAUUACAUGUGACACUGAUCGUACUAAUACUGCACAUAGGAAUUAUCAAGGAGAUGCUCCAGUUCCUUCAUCUCAACCAGCACCAGUGUGUAAUACUCAUUUGGAUUCUAUUGUAAAUGAUCUGCAUUUAUCACAACCUGUUGAUACGGACAGUAUGUUAAUGGCUUCUCAACUGGUUGGAAAUAUUGACUCUGUUAAAGAUCGUCUUGGCUUUUCGUGUAUAAUGCGGCGAAUGACUCGAUUCUUUUCAGCUUUGUCAUCAGUGGGGCAUACUAUGGAAGUUAUACAAGCUGUAGUUGCCCAAAGGCGGCAUUUACGUGCAACAGUUAAAGGAUCAAAUAAUCUUCUUAUUGAUAUUAAAAGUCCAGAACACCCAGGAACUGCUUUCCGUGUCCUGUCGUAUCCAUUGGCUGGUUCAAUACUUGUUGAUUGUCGGCGAGUUUCUGGUGAUGGCUUACUAUUUCAUCAAACCUAUGCAGCAAUUUAUACAGAUCUUUCAGCUAUGGGUGCGGUGAAUAUUACACAUCCUUAUUUGCAUAUCUUAUUGCCUGAAAGACCAACAAAUAACGCUGAUCAAUCAUCAUCGGAUUCAACAAAUACUAGUAAUACUUGUAUGCCUGAAACGAACACUACGCCUGCAUACAACGAACCACCUCCAGUGGCCAUGGAAACGUAGUGAUCUACUGAUCUUUGGUGUGGAAUUUUCUUCAAUUUAGAGAUUGCUUAGAGAAGAAGAAAGAAAAAAGGAAGCAUUCACUUAUGACUUAUGCUGAACAUAUUUACAAUAUUUUUCUACACUAACUUACUUUUUUAUCGAAAGAAAAUUUUGAUAUCGAUGUUUACUUGAUUCUUAUAUUAUUAUAUCAUAUUAUUUUACCCGGUGUGUGUGUGAGUGUGGAUUUUAGUGCAUCAUCAGUGCUUGAGAGGAAAAAAAUCUAUUCUGUAAUGAA